UUCCUUUGCACAUAAGUAAUGCUACAUUUAUUUAGCUUGCUUUGCAUAGAAGUUUAGCAAUAAUUUCAUUACUGUUAGGUUGAAGAAUCAUUUCUCUGUGUACCUAAAGCUUGUUUGUGGGAGGCCAUGGCUAGCCAGAUGAGGUGGGAAGGGCUGACAUUUGCCAGUCGAGUCUUUGUUUUCUUUGAUCUUGAAUGAAAGAAGCUUAGCAUUGGGCUCUUCUACUUGGAUGAUUUCAUCUCUGAUUGACUUGGCAGGGUUUUCUGAACCAUCUUGUUGUUCACUCUAGGAUCUUCUGAAUGUUGAAUUAAAAUAAAGCAGAACUGGGGAUCCUUUUUUGGCCCAAAGGCGGCAAUCAUUUAAACCCCUCCAGGGUCAUGCCAGGGAGCCGUACGGAUGGAACUUCUCCACUUGCAUGCCUGAAUGCUAUGCUGCACACCAACUCCCGUGGAGAUGAAGGAAUAUUCUAUAAGGUUCCUGGAAGAAUGGGGGUCUAUACACUGAAAAAAGAUGUUCCUGAUGGGCUGAAGGACUUGUCUGAAGGCUCAGAAGAAAGCAGUGAUAUACAAUCAGAUUCCCCCACCUCAGAGAGCAGCAGUAGCACUAGCAGUGACCAGAGUAGCAACAAGGAAGGAAGAAAAUGCAGGUGGCAAAGGAAAGUAUCAGCCAGACUUUCACAAGUGUCCUCCCCACAGCCAGGCUGCCCAUCUCCUUCUAUCCCACCAGGUAAAAUCAUCUCUUCAUCUCAGAAGCACAGCAAAAAGGCACUUAAACAAGCCUUGAAGCAAAAGCAAAGGAAGCAGCAUCAUUGCCGAACCAGUGUGCCUGUAUCAACUAAUCACCACCUCCUACAGCAGCAUGUGAAGAUUGCUAACCAUCCUGCAAAAGCCGCUUGGGAAGGAAAACAAUCAGAUGGACAUUCAAGUAGCCCACAGAAUUCUACUUCUAGUUCUUCUCCCUCUGUUAAAACUGAGCCUUCCUUGCCAAUCCUUGGGAAGAAACCAUUCCAGAGAUCUGAGAGGCUCCAUGCAAGGCAGCUGAAGAGGACAAAAUGUGCUGAAAUUGAUGUAGAAACCCCAGAAUCCAUCUUGGUCAACACCAAUCUGCGAGCUCUAAUCAACAAGCAUACAUUCAUGGGACUACCAAUCGAAUGUCAGCAGAAGCUGCUCCUGCUCCUGCCAGAGGUGGACAGGCAGAUUGGAAUGGAUGGCUUGAUGAAGCUUAGCAGUUCUGCCCUCAACAACGAAUUCUUUAAUUCUGCUGCGCAAGGAUGGAAGGAGCGACUGUCGGAAGGGGAGUUCACUCCAGAGAUGCAGCUAAGACUACGGCAGGAAUUAGAAAAGGAGAAGAAAGUGGAACUUUGGAAAGAGCACUUCUUUGAGAGCUAUUAUGGUCAGAGUUCUGGGUUAAGCCUUGAAGAGUCCAAAGAACUGACAGCUUGUAUUCCUACUGUUCAGAAUCAAGCACAGACUGGGAAUCUAGCACCUCCGUUACAGAAAUGCAUAGUAGUCCAUAAAGCAGUACCUGACAAAGAACAGACCAAUUCUCUGGUGGGUCCAAAGGUACAGAUUCUCCCAGCUGUAACAGCAGCCGCUAAAGGAGAAGAGAUUGAGCAGCCCAAGGUCUUUAAGCCAGAAGAGCUUGUAAAUUCUUCUGGCAACAGUGCCUCCUUCCAGAAUAGCAGCCAGAUUCCUCAGAAGAUUUCCAAGAGAGUUGAGGAGCUAGAAGAGGUGACACCACAGCCUGCUUGCCUGGAGUCUGUGGUGAGACAAAAUCCAAGCAAACCAAAGAAUACAGCCAUAGCUGGCACUAAACUAAGCCCAGAAGUAGAAUCUCAGAAGAUUUCCACAAAGGAGGCUCCUGCAACUUGCACAGAACACAUGGACACUGGAAGCAGGGCUUUCAAGAGAAAAUCAGAGAUUCCUGAAGAGGCACUGAUGACACCUGAAAAACAGCUCCAUGUGACGGAAAAGUGCCCCACCAGGCCGCCUUUUCAGGCCCCACAGCAGUGCUUUCCCAUCGCGCCUACACCAAAAGUCCCUCCGCUCAGGAUCCACGUCUCCAGAAUCCAAGGAUCUCCAGCAUUACUGUCUGCUAGCCAGGUCUCUCCCAGGCCCCCCUUCCCAAUCAUCAGGAGAACAGGGGCCAGGACUUUGGCCGACGUCAAAGCCAGGGCUAGAAUGGCCAGGGCCCAGCGAGCAGCUGCUGCCGCCGAAGCAGCCGCAGCAGCCUCCAUUGCUGCUACUUCUGCCUCCAUUGUGGAAGCCAUCCCAGGCCCAGGGCCAGGAGGAGGGAAAGGAGAAGACAAGAGCAGUCCACUCUCAGGGAGGCCUCAUGGAGCUACAUUGGACAUGGCAGGCUCUGGAAGCAGGACGAGCCCAAAAAGGUUUUUCCCCUCUUGCCCAGCCCCUUUCUCCCCAACAGACUCCCCAGCUCCAGAACCAGCAGCUACAAGCACUGCUGCUAGAGCACAACUACAGUCGGCUCCCCCAGCACAAUCCAGAACUUCAAGCGGCAACCCAGAGGUGGAGAGGGCGUCGAUCUCGCAAGCAGCAAUAGGGAAUGUCAAAUGUACAAAUCCCAGCCUUUUGACUGUGCCUGCCACUCAGGAUGUCACAGCUUCUUUGGGCUCAACAGCUGAUCUUGCUUCCAUGAUGGAGAAACUAAGAAAUAACCCUCUUGCUCUGAACCAGGUUACAAGAACAUCCUACGGCUUUGAGCCUGGAGUGAACUGCAAAAGUAUAUCGAAAACAGCUUCUACCGCCAGCACAGGUGUUCCAGAAGACAAAGCCAGGGCCUUGCUUUCUGUAUCUCCUGUGUUGGCUGGACCCUUCAAGGCACCCCCUCCCCUUUCUUCUCCACGUGGCCCUCUGCCCAAGUCUACUUUAUCUUCUCCUUCCCAUAAUACUUUGUUGGUAGCCCAUAGCCCUAAAGUUCCCCCAAGCUCCUCAGGUUCAAGUGGAAGUACCUCUGCAGGAAAAGCCAGCUCCAGUAUACCUGCUAAUAAUCCUCUGGUGACUCGGCUGCUGCAAGGUAAAGAAGUCCCAAUGGAGCAGAUCCUCCCAAGGCCUCUGACAAGAGUUGAGAUUAAGUCUGUUGCACUGCCUGGGAAGGAAGGCAAAGGAACCACAAUGGUUUCCAGGCCUGGCCCUCCAAGGGAAGGGGAAGGACAGCUGCACAUCACUUUCCCAGCAGGUGGGAAGCCAAGCCUUAGUCGCUGUGGACAAUCCCAAGAUCCCCCACCCUUAUCGUCUUUAUCAGGGCAGGAUUUGUGGAGCAAACCUACAGACCUCCACAGUAGCCAGGAAACUUCAGGCAAGCGUGCCCAAGAACAUAUUCUCCAGACUGUCAAGCAGAAAGUCCCUGUGCAGAGCCUCCCUGCUGCUCCUUCUCCCCCUCCACGUCUUCCCCUCCUCCCCCCGCAUUUCCCAGUAGAGAGCAGCUCCACCAGCCAAAGUUUCACACUGGGAUUCAUAGGGAGAAGGACAUUCAAGCCUGCCAUGUCUGGCCAUUACCUCCUGAAUGUUUCUACCUAUGGACGCUGUCCAGAGAACCUAAGAAGAAACCUUGCCCAGCCUCCAGAGAGCCACCUAUGCUCAGAUGAGCCCCCAAAGAAAUUAGAGGAACAGAAGCAUACAUCUAGAGAUGACAGUAACAUUAGCGGUGGUGAAGAUGAAGGGGACACAGAUGGCAAUGUGACUGAACAUGCAACAGCACAUCUCAAGGUUAAAGAGGAAUCUCUGGCUCCAGGAAGAGGAGGAGGAAGGCAGGCAGCUUCAAAGAUAAAACUGGAGCAGGCAGCAAUAAGCCACAAGGAUGGAAACAUUUGCUUAUUCCCAGCAGGUCAAGACUAUGCUGAAAGCAACUCAGCAAAAGAUUUUAUUCAGGCUGCCCAAGUGGCUCAGACAACUAGAGGAGAAAGGAGAUCUGGCAGUGGGGAACUUCAGACUUGUGCUCCAGCAAAUGUUACCCUACAGCGGCCUCUGCUGCUCUCACCCCCACCCUCUCAGCUCUUUCGAAAUCCUACUCCUGCGCAACUUAUUGGACCAGGCUACAGUGGCACGAUUAAUGUUUCCACUUCUCCAAACAUGCAUCAGGAUACUCUCCUCACUGGACUGUCAGACCCCAGCCGCAUGGGGGAUGUAGUGUCCUUCUCUGUAACUGUAACAGCUAUCCCUGCUAACCACCCAGUGAAUACUGGUAGCCAUGGACAAUCUCUCCGUGGCCAGGCUUUUGCAGAAGAUGUUGGCUUGGAGGACUUGCCCUCAAAGUGCUACUGUCGCUUGAAAGCCAUGAUUGUGUGCAAGGGCUGUGGGGCCUUCUGCCAUGAUGACUGUAUUGGCCCCUCCAAGCUCUGCGUUUCCUGUCUCGUCGUGCGGUAGCAGGUUUUUGUAGAUGGCAUCUCAUCUAGGGAGCAGGAAGGGCAUGCUGCUGAGUCAAGAGUCCUUGUCCUUAUCCCACACCACAUCUACUUGGUUUCCUUGAGAAUAAAGAAAGCACCUUGGAUGAAUGGCUGAACCCAGUGGGACAAGUGUGUGCACUUAAGGAAUCAUGUAAAUAUGUUGCAUUGUUUUGUCUUAAAGAUUAUUUUUUUCCAACCUUGAGAUAAAUCUGUGGAUGUGAACCUGAUGCUCAUUUUGCCUCUUGUCCUGUAGUAGCAGAAUUCUGGCCCACUAAGUCCCUCUUCACCUUCAGUGCCCCUGUUUCCCAUAGGGCCUGAUUUGCCUCCACCUUGCUACCAUCGUGGCCUCCAUGUUUUUCUUUGAAUGGACUUGCCAAAUGUCCUAGUGAAACACAGUGGUUGAGACUAUUACAUCAGCAGCCCUAAGCAACAGGAGCAUACAAAAGGUGGGCAGAUAGCCUACCGCCCAGUUGAAUUUUAUUGCGUUGCUGUUUACAGUAAUCAAUUCUUUACUAUAUAAAAUCACCUUGAGGAAAGGCAGAGGCAGCGUACUGCAGAUCAUCAGAAUUUGCAGGGCAGAAUGGGGAUUGGUGGGGAGUAUCAGUUUAUAGCUCUGAAUUAACCAAUGGCAGCAAAGAUGAUUUCUAUUUUCUUAUAUGAAUGGGUAUGCUUUGAAUUUCAAUCAAGAUACAGCAGCACAAACUCCUUUGGUCCCAGAGUCUAGAUUCCCAUUUUUCAAGAAGAAAAAUGUCUCGGUGAGGUAAAUGCUGUAGAAUAGAGUGGAAGAAACGUUUCAGGUUUUUUAACAUCAAGCCAUAAUUUUGGGUCAGCUUGUCAGCUUCUGGAAUCAGCUCUGACUCAAAUAAUUGAAGAUUUCAAGCUGAAAAAGAUAGUGGGGCCUUGUUAUUCCCUUGUGUAUAUUCUUCAAAUGCACACUAAAGGUGUUGAGCAUUAUAUUUAGAAACAGAAUUGAUCCUGCUCAGAAUCACCUUAUUUAAAAGAAAAUGGAGUUUCUGGACAUGGAUUUCACUUAUAGAAAGAAGGGCAUUUCUUUGGAACUAAUUUGUAAGACGUCAUGUCAAUGAUGGAUGGAACUUAAGCUUUUAGGAAGGAACCUGAGGCAUACAAAAUUUGUUCUACUCUUUCUGACACUUUUUUUUUUUUUGCCCUCUCCUUGCUCUCCCCUACCCCUAUUCAUUUCUAUUGCCAGAGACUCAAAUUAAUUGCUUAUAAAGAGCUUUUAAGAUUAGGCAGUAAUCAGGUUCCAUACUCUUGAUUUGUAGAAUGUACAAAGCUGCCUUUUGCUCUUUAUUGGCCUUGUCAGGGUUGUGCCAAGAUAGCUCUCAAAGCAUGGCAGAAUUUCCAGUGUCUCCUUCACUCUUGAGACUACUAGGAAAGGAUUAAAUUAUGGAAAGUUUGAUUAAAUCAGCAUAAUUUAUUCCAGCUCCAGAUUCUACUUUUUGUGAGGCUGAUUUACACUGAGUUAGAGAUAUUUAGAGCCUCUGCAGCUCUGUUCUAGAUUUUCGCUGUAGUUUGGUAGCAUAUAACUACAGAAUUGUACUUGGCCAUUUGGGCUCCAGUCCCCAGUUAAUGUGCAGGUUUUUAAAUGAAAUACCAGCCAUUGAGUAAUAGGAAAAGCUGUCAAGUCAGAGAUAAAUGAAGAGAAGAACAAGCUUUAGAAGGGUUAACUUUCAUAGAAUAUUUUCCUUUUGGUAGAUAAGAGUAGGAAAAGAUAGUUUAGCCUCUCCAUGCAAGUUGAACUAUAUCAUUUCCAGUUUCCAUCCUUCAUUCUAGAUAAAAGCCAAUACUGAUGUUUAUGGACUGAGACGGUUUCACCACUAACCUUUUGAAAAAUGUGUUAAGGCGCCAGACUAGAAAUCAGGAAAGCAGUGCUAGUCCCACCUUAGACAUGAAAGCCACAGAGUGGCCCUGAGUCAGUCAUACAGACUUGGCCCAAUUCAUCUCAGAGGGUUAUUGUGGGGAAAAUAGGAGGAGGGAGUUUUAGAUACGUUUCCUGGCUUGAGUUAUUUACAGAAAUAAUAAAGGUGGGAUGAAAAAAAAAGAGAGAGAGAAUUGCUUGGAAGAAAACCAAGGACUCCAUUAUCCAUUUCAGCAAGCAUUGCCCAUUUCUACUACUCAUCAUGGAAAUACCACAUUACAAUGACUGCUAUAGGAAUUAGAUCACUUUUUCUCAUGAUUUUAUGUCGUGAUCUGGCCUUCUGUUUUUAAUAAUGGUCUGCCAGAUGUUUCCCAGCAGCCUAUUGACAGAGUAUAGAAAUCACUUGUCUUUCAAGUUGCACGUGCCCCCAUAACAGCAAAUCUUGAGUAGGCCUAUUCUCUUCCCUGAAUUUGUAUUAUACCUUGAAGAAGGUAUCAAAGGCAGUAUCACAUUUUGUAUUGGUCAGUCCUGUAAAUUAGCCAUUUAUUUUUUUUGCAUGUUCUACAUCUACAGUAUUUAUACAGCAGUAUCAGUGUGUAUUGUUCUUUUACACAUAGGUAAGAACACAUCAGUGUGUCUUGUACUUUACAUAGGUAAAAGAGUGGUCAACAUACAGGAAACAGAAUUUUUAAUCAAGUCAAUAAGAACCAGAAAGAGAACAAAAUUUAGGUAAAUUCAAUUCCACCAGACACAUCUUUAUAUUAAAUAUUAAAGUAAAUAAGUUAGAUUGCAUGAAUUUCUAGUUCUUAUACUUUACCCCUUUUAUUCAUGCAAUUCAUAAAUGUAUAACUGGUAUCAGAAUCCCCUCAUUUUUUAGCUGCUGCUGCUUCUAAGCAAACAAUCCAUGUUUUUAAGAUUUCACUGGCAAGAGGAAAACUGUAGCCUUUUUGGUACUUUGACUGUCAUUGGCAUCUUUUUCUGGCACCCGAAACAUCCAGAUGAGGGCACACUAAAUUAUCAUGGACCUACCCUCCAUUUCAGAUCUUUUCCUAAUAUUUAAUUAGCUUCUCUUCAUAAUUGAUGUAUAGUUUUUGCAUUUUCGUUAAGCUAUCAGGAUGACUUAGGAUAAUAUUUUCACUUAGAUCUUAUUUUAUCAGAUUCUGUAACUCUGUUACAAAAGGGUAUUUUUAAUAAUUAUUUUUGCUUUAUGCCCCCUAGCCAUUUUUUAGCUCAUUACAGCUACAUUUUUUUCUCUCCUGAAUUUUUGGUAUUACCUAAAAACUCAAGCAAUUAACUCUUCAGCCAAAACUAAUCAGGGAAACAAAUGCAGAUUAUAUAAGGACAUAUUAAAAAGUGCAAACUCUGGGGAAUUCCUUUGUUCACAUUCCUCAAAUUUGUUUAUACUUACUGUCUGCUUCCUGUUCUUUUACCGAAUAUUAAUCUACUAACAAGAUUUUACUUGUGAUUAUUGACUUUUUCAGCCCUUCAUUUUUAUAUCAGAAGAUCUCUGCUACCCAAAUGCUAAUGCUUUUCAAUACUCCAAAUAUUAGUAAAAUGAACUUUCCACUUCAGAAACCAUGCUUAUUCUUCCUUAGCAAUUUUUUAUUAGUGUAUGUAGUAGUGCAAGCUUUCAUAAUUAACUGAAGGAAAUGUUAGGCAAACAUGUUUAUUUUAUUUUUCGGUCUUUUUUUUUAAUGCAAUGAUGUUACUUUGGCUACCUUUUCAUAUUCGAGUAAGGAGACUAAGUUCAAUAAUUAUUCGCUGUGUCACUAAAAUUUUAUUGUGAUGGAUCAGCGGAAUAAUAGCCUCUGCCUUCCAAUCCCAAUAGCAUCCAAUCCCUUCUGACUUCAAUUUCUGUUGAAGCCUUGACUUCACUGCAACUGAAUUAUUCAUUCCAUCUUCAUUCUAUCUUUCAAGUAAUGAAUAUUCAUUUUCUAUGAUUGUCCUCUUAGCAACAUCUCAAAUUUACACAUUAAAAUAACAUUAAAGGGGGAAUUCUAUAACUAAUGGAUUUACUGGUUCUCAUUGAAUUUUACAGAACACAAGUGAGGAGUCAAAACAUGAUUCUUUUCUCAUAUAUUAAAAUAAUUAAUAGCAGAUUUGUCCCCUCCCUUUCACAAUGGUGCCUCAGAAUUAUUUCCUCUUUCUCUUAGGGGAAUUAUGAUUAUAGUAAUAUUCAUGUGCCUGAAUUCUCCAGAAUCCUUCAGCAGGGACAUUUUACCAUAAAACAUGCAGAAGCACAUUUCAUACUUGCAGCCAUAGAUUCCUGCAUCGUAGUUAAUUUAUUUUUAAAUUAUUAAUAAAAUUUAUAUAUCAUGCUAAAAACUUUGAAAUGUUUUCCAAAAAAAUCUGAUAUAAAAGUUACUUUCUAGAGUACACUGUCAUAACAAUGAUGAUCCUUUACUAAGCAGAAAGAACAUCAAUGGCCCAAUUAAAAAGGAAGGUCUUGGGAGAUUCCCUAAACACCAAGAAUGAGAAAGCCAAGCGUAUCUCCAAGGGUAGCUCAUUCAACAGGAUGGGGCCUGCCUUCUGACCCAUACCUAUCUGUCUUUAUAUGGGUUGCAAUCUUGAGGAGCUCUUGAUCUGGUGAACAAAGAAAAAUAUUUUGGAUAAGGAGAUCCCUGAGACAGCCCAUUGAUCCACUGGAUUAAGAGCCUCUUACUAAUAACAAAUUACAAACAUGGGGCUGAUUAGAAGAUCGGUAGAAAAUUUGUAAAAGGUCAGAUUAGCAGUUAAGCAUAAUUGCAUAUAAGGCUGUAUAAAAAGCUAACAACGUUUUUCUAGGCUCCAAAGUUCUGAAGGAGUACUAUAAUUUUUGUCCAAUGGUUUCCCAUAGUUAAAUCCACAUAACUGCAAUGUAAAAGGGUUUUAAAGCAUAUUCCAUAUGCUUUAUCAUAUGUCUAAUGAUUGUUUAGCAGAAAGGAGCAUGGAAAAGCAGAUUGUAUAACCACCUUCCCCUUAGUUUAGCAGAGCUUCAUCAAUAGAAUAUAGCAAUGUUGACAAAAAUUUAAACUGAUACAGCCACCUCACUCAAGCUAAGCAAUAUUCAUCUGAUGGGAGGAGAAAAUCUUCCCUUUUGGCUAACAUAAGAGUUAAAGUAUUGCUGCAUCUACUUUUACUUUUCAUCCGUGCAGUUGUUAGUGCAAGAUGGAUCUACCUAUCUGAUAUAAAAUAAGCCAGUCUGAGGGGGUUUUUUGGGCUCAACUCAUAACAUGACAUGACAUAACAUAAUUGUUAAAUUUCUCUUAGCUGAAACACCAUGUAUGUUUGGUUGCAUCCUUAUGAGUGCACCGAUGGGGUCUGAGAUCCAAAAGCCCCAGGUGUUCAACAAUUAAAUGGGACGUUUAUAUCCUUGACCUUGUUGGUAGGGGAUAAUUGGUCAUAUUUUUGGAGAUGCUAGAUUGGGUAAAUCUGGAAAGUUCUGCAUAAUCCUUUCUAAAGUGAACAGCAACGUCAGUGAGUAGAAUUUUCUGGGCUAUAUCUGACAUCUAUAGCAGCAUCUGACAUUUUCUUUUUGUGAAAGGCCAUUUCCUUCCUUUUCCCUUUCUGAUAUUUGUGAUGAUGAUUCUGGAAUAUUGGUAAGUAUUUUCUUAAGUAGAACUACAGAAGAAUUUAUACAUGACUACUCAUGUGGAAGUUCAAGUAGAAAGCAGUUUGGAGCACUUUCUGUCAACAGAAAGCUCAUGCAAAGCAAAUUUGCACUGAACUGUGCUUUUUUGAAAGGGUGCUUGGGUGAAGUGCAAGGAAUAUGUACAACACUUCUAACAGCUGAAAGGAUGGAACUCGGCUGUAAACCCUACUAAUACACGCAAGGUUAAAAUAGAAGGUGGGAACAUCCUUGAUUUUGAAAGAAGUUGAGGUGCAAUUUCUGAGUGGGUGAUUAUAAGCUUAGCAGGCCAUGCUCUUUGGCUGGCCCAUUAAAUUGCACUACAGGUGGCUGUUGACUAUGUUACUGGUUCUUUUAUCUCAUCCUCAGAUUAUAAAUCCUAGGACACGGAGACAUCUUUUUUUUUUAUUGAAUUAAGAUGAUUUAAUGAUGCAACUCAUGCUGGAAUUGUGGGAGUGAAUCAGCUGUCACUCAACAUACAGUCACCCCAAAUUAAUACUCUGGCAAACAUUGAGGUGUACAGCUUCAUUUCAGAAAGGAAAGCCCAUGUGCCUGUGUAACACAACAUAUAUUAUUCACCUCUAUCUUCUGAUGUCAGGUACUGCAGUUUUUUAGAAGCCAUUAAAAAUGCCCAGGCAGUUUGCAUUUUCUGUCAGUUGUAUUUUGGGGUACAAACCACAGGACCAUUCUUCAUAGUCUAUUAGUAGGCCAUUUUGCUUGCUUGCAGUAUUACUUUUAACAGGCCAAUGACGUGUGUUUAUUUUGAGCCUGGUGAAGCUGAAAUCUUUUGUAAGAAAGUAAAGAAUGAAAUUGAAGCAUUUAGUCUGUCUUAACUGUACUGUGGUUUCAGUGCUUUUUCACCAAUGUGAAAAAUAGAAGGUAGGACAGUAUUUUCUGCAGUGAAGGCAAGCUCCAUUACUGUGCAAAUUUUUGGUACCCAAAUUUCAUAGCCCAUGCUGAUCCCACCUUUGAGGCAUGGUACCAGGGAAGGGUAAGAUUGGCAACAAAUGAGUUGCAGGAGACGUGGCCAUGAAGUACCUUCAUCUCUGUCAAGGUUCAUUUUUAGAAACUGGUGUUUAAGCUAAAGUGAUGUACGUGUGUUUCUCUGUGUGUAUGUGUGAGAGAGACAUCAAUUGUUUGCCAAGGUAAAAGGCACUAUGUCUUUCUGUUAGAAUGACUGAAAGACACUUCUCUGACUUCCACGUUGUAUCUUGCAGGAAUGAAAUCACACACAGCCAUUUAGGUAAAUUAAGAGAUUUUGGCAGGGAGAAUAUUUUUCUUUCCUUCUCCUCCCCCCCCCCCCGCCCCCCACCAUGCAAUACAUUUGAUAUGAUUGAAAAACAAUUUUAAGAGCUUAUAAGUAAUAUAUUUUAAUUAAUAUAUAUUUUAAUACCUCUAUUUCAAGAAUGAUAAAAGAUUUGUGAAAUUGGUGUGUGUAUGUGUAUGUAUGCAAUUUUGAACGUGUUUUCCCCCCAUUAGGGGACCUGGUAAGCACCCCAGGUUGCAAUAAAAAUUGAAGAACUGUUAAAAAACAAGGUUUCCCAGGAACUGUUUCGUUUUUAUAAGCCAAGAAGUGAGUAAAGAUACCUUAGAGUGUACUAAACUUUAAUUGUUGCCUUUUAAAAAGAAACUUAAAUUGGAAUUGAGAAUAUAGUGAGUCAGGUUGAGACCAUUUAAAAAGUCAUAUUUUUUCAUAAAUGAUAUAGAAAAAUAUUUUACUUAAAAAUUUUAAGUAUUUGAAAUAAAUAUAGGUAUGUAAAUAUACUGUAUGUACUUCAUAUAUUCUUUUAUUUUACAAUUUAUUGUAAACAGAUGGAUAUUAAAAUUCUUUGAACUGG
This is a messenger RNA of Pantherophis guttatus, 11726 nucleotides long. It is a transcript of the gene ASXL2, whose product is annotated as ASXL transcriptional regulator 2. Gene Ontology annotation, molecular function: chromatin binding; peroxisome proliferator activated receptor binding; DNA binding. The record is from RefSeq and is a predicted model, not a curated record. Gene Ontology annotation, cellular component: PR-DUB complex. Gene Ontology annotation, biological process: animal organ morphogenesis; positive regulation of transcription by RNA polymerase II. Lineage: Eukaryota; Metazoa; Chordata; Lepidosauria; Squamata; Colubridae.